GUUCUCCCGUGACUCCACGUUCUACUCCAUAAAACGCGACCUCCCCACCACCGCAGCCCACAACAUAUGGCCACCACCUCGACCAACAGCAGUCUUACAUUCUACCCAUCAUAUGUCUUCUCCGAAUCUCCCACCUACGAUUCCCUGGCGCGUCUCACUGCCUCCGACAUCCAGACGAACCUCUACCGGCGGCCCGAGUACGCCGGAGUGCCCGAUCUCUACUUCUUCACCGGCAGCAACCACCCGAUCCGCUGGGUGCAGGUCGUCGGAACCGUAGUCGCCUUCGACGAGUACGAGCAGAGGACGGUGUUUACACUCGACGACGGCUCGGGCUCAUGUCUCGACGUGCUGCUAUGGACCAGCAACGCCAAGCCCGGCCUGGACACUGCCGGUGUACGCCUGUACGCGGUGAUCAAGGCGCGCGGCGUGAUUACGGAGUUCCGCGGGGCGAGGCAGAUGGUGCUGAGGGCGAAGGUCGAGGUGGUCAGCAAUACGAUGGACGAGGUCAAGUGCUGGAGGAAGAUGGUGCUGUGGAAGAGGGAGGUGCUGAUGGUGCCGUGGUCGGUCGAUAAGAAAACGCUGAGGAGGGAAGGAGGGGGUGCCCGCGCCAACACUGCUGGAGGAGACACUACUGGAGGACACACUACUGGAGGAAACACAACCACCGGCAAAGAAGAAAAGAGCGCCGGACAACAGGAGGUCGCCGGAAGUGUACACCGGUAAAGUGGAUUUAUAUGCCGACCUCGAUUUCGGCACAAAACCACCCGCACCAACCAAACGCAGCGCUCGAGUGAUACACGAUGAUUAUUCGGAUCUAGACUUCGACCGAGACACCAGCAGAAGGCCUGCUGUUGUGG
Tricharina praecox is the source of this 857-nucleotide messenger RNA. RefSeq lists its product as uncharacterized. The transcript has 3 exons. Bases 67 to 723 code for a protein of 218 amino acids. The record is from RefSeq and is a predicted model, not a curated record. NCBI's taxonomy places the organism in Eukaryota, Fungi, Ascomycota, Pezizomycetes, Pezizales, Pyronemataceae.